CCGCACGGACAGACACACACACCGCGCUUCUGCAGUUCUGCUCCACUCUCGACCUCACCGGCUCCGCUCGCCACUCCGUCACCGGCCGCGCUUCCUCAAACAAAAAAAAAAAAAAAAAACUCCGUCACCGGCCGCGGGCCGCGGCGGCGCCGAGCCGCGUCUCAAGCAGCACGCGGCUGCGCACUAUGCCGCGAUCGAGGCACUCGAAGGAGAUUGAGAGAAAGGGAAAGGAGUGGCGGAGAACCCUAACUACAAUCCCAAUCUUCCUUAAUCGCGGCCGGACCGAAUCGGAAACGCCCUUGCCGUCGCCAUGGACGGAGUUUCCGUUUCCGGCCGCGGCUUCUUCGUCUCUCCCGCCACUUGGGGUAACCGAGGAGUUGGAGCUGCGACCUGCAAUCCCCUCUUCAGAAGCAUCGCCCUCCGCCUCCCGUGGAACUGGUCCACGCCGGGAAGCGGCCCGUGUCCGGCACAGUGCUAUGUAUUCAGACCGCCCAAGGCGAUCCCGGCGUAAUCGAGGAGGAUGGGCACAACAGUCAUCGAGCUCACGGGUUGAGGAAGAGGAUGCCGGCAAGGUGAGCAGCAAUGAGCUUGGGCCUACAAUUUCUGAUGCGUCGAAAUUCAAGAUUUUGUCGCUAAAUGAGUCGCCUCCCGCACUUGAUUCAACCGAUAGGUCAGAGGAGCAAAGCGAAGCUUAUAGGUCGUUGAAUGUGCCUACGUUUGACAGUGUUGACGAUGCUUUUGAAUAUUUUUGUAAAAGUGAGAAAGCUGCUCAAGCUGCUCGAGAUAAGACCCUAACGUUAUCCCAGCGGGCUGCACUAGAAAAAUUUGAAGCUCAACUGGCAGUGACACGAGAUAAAGCUCGAACAGUUCCAACACAAGAAUCAUCAGCAGUUGCAACACAAGGGGGAUAUGAAGGUUCCAAAGAAAAUAUUGCUGCGAAUGGGGAUAAAUGGAUGUGUGAAGAGGUCUGGGUGGCGUUUCAAAAGUACCAUAAGAAAGAUCUUAAGGAAUCUGAGUACGAAUUUGAAAAACUUGAACACCAGUGUUUUCAUGUGGAGAAUUAUUGCAAGAUCUUCCACCACUUCAAUUUUACUGUCAAGAUGAAGAAACCUGGUUCAAGUGAGUGGAGCUCAAUUCUAUACUUUGCCGAAGUAAAGGAGAUAUUGCAACGGAAAAUUUACUUUUGCUGCCCUCUUGAACCGGAUGAAAAUGGUGAUUGUUAUGCAUGCAAAAACCAAAGGAUGGUUGAUUUGAAGCAUCCUAUGAUAGGUGCAUUUGAUAGGGGCAGUCCAGAUACAGUAUUCCCCUUCAUGUACGGAGAUGAUUCCUCCUCUGAUGACGAUGAUGGACCUGUCUAUGACGAGGCCUGGAGGACAAGGAUGAGAGCUGCUGGGAUUAGGGUUGGAUGAUGAGGUGCUGGUGACAUUAGGUUUAAUUGAGAACUUAGUUUUAAUUAUAAGUGAUAAUGUAAUGCUACUAUGUUGAGGAUCUGGCACAAAACCUUACUGCGAGUUAAGCUAGCUGAGCUAUACAGUUAUAUAGUUUGUGUCUCCAAGCUAUUAAGAACUGACGGUCAGACUAUAGUUAUGCACUUCCUCCAUCCCACCAAAAGUGUCUUAACUUUGUCAAAA
Molecule: messenger RNA, 1631 nt
Organism: Lolium perenne
Lineage: Eukaryota; Viridiplantae; Streptophyta; Magnoliopsida; Poales; Poaceae
Source: RefSeq, a predicted model, not a curated record